GGUACAGGAAGUUCAAAAUGGCGAUGGACGGAAUGAUGUCCACGUCUUCGAGUUUAAGUUACCAUAAUGUGGGAGACUUUUACCCCAGAAAGUUUGGCCCCAAGCCGGACGUGGUGCCAUCCGGGGUGACGGAGAGGAAAGUCGGGCCGUUGGAUAAGCCUGACAUGGUGUCCGUGGAUGUCAUUAACAUCAAGGAUUCAGAUAUUCCAAUGCACAGGAAGAAGCAUGAGCAUGAUACAUACGUGUUGGGAACCAUUCAUCCAUUCAGGAAAACACACAGAUCCAUUUUUGGGAAACUCCUGCAGGAAUUCAGACUGGUGGCUUCAGACAGACGGUCGUGGAGGAUCCUGCUGUUCGGAGCGCUCAACCUGCUGUGCACCGGCUGUCUGCUGAUGUGGUGCAGCUCCACCAACAGCAUGGCCUUAACUGCCUACACAUACCUCACCAUCCUGGACCUGUUUAGUUUGAUCACAUGUCUCAUCAGCUCCUGGGUGACCAUGAAGAAACCCAGUCAGGUCUUCUCAUUCGGGUUUGACAGGUUGGAGGUUUUGGCGGUUUUUGCGUCCACCGUCCUGGUGCAGCUGGGAGCCCUAUUCAUCCUAAAGGAGAGUGUGGAACGCUUCAUGGAGCAGCCGGAGGUCCAUACGGGUCGUCUGUUGGUCGGGACGUUCGUGGCUCUGUUCUUCAACCUGUUGACUCUGCUGUCGGUCAGAAACAAACCCUUCGCCUACGUCUCUGAAGCGGCGAGCAGCAGUUGGCUUCAGGAACACGUGGCUGAUCUUAGUCGAAGUUUGUGUGGAAUCAUCCCAGGUCUGAGCAGCAUCCUCCUGCCUCGAAUGAACCCCUUCGUCCUCAUCAACAUGGCAGGAGCGCUGUCUCUGUGCAUCACCUACAUGCUCAUAGAGAUCAAUAAUUAUAAUGCGGUGGACACGGCGUCAGCGGUCGCCAUCGCCCUCAUGACGUUCGGAACCAUGUACCCCAUGAGUGUUUACAGUGGGAAAGUACUGCUGCAGACCACGCCUUCUCACAUCAUCGGCCAAUUGGACAAACUGCUCAGAGAGGUGUCGACUCUAGACGGAGUCCUAGAGGUCCGGAACGAACACUUCUGGACCGUCGGCUUUGGAUCCCUGGUACGUAGACCUUCGACAUGUUGGACCAGGACCUGACCUGGGUUGUCCUGAUGUUCCCCAUCUCAUCAUUCAUUCAUCAGACCAUCGAUCUGUUCAUCCACAGGAAAUGAUGGAACAGAUCAGUCACACAGUUUUUGGGUUAACAACACCAACCCUAACAUACUGUUCAACCCAGCCCAUGAACCUCCUCAAAACAAGCAUCUAUACCAAAUGUUGAACUAUUU
Sphaeramia orbicularis (orbiculate cardinalfish) is the source of this 1354-nucleotide messenger RNA. Its product is annotated as zinc transporter 6-like. Gene Ontology annotation, molecular function: monoatomic cation transmembrane transporter activity. The record is from RefSeq and is a predicted model, not a curated record. Gene Ontology annotation, cellular component: Golgi apparatus; membrane. Bases 18 to 1166 code for a protein of 382 amino acids. Lineage: Eukaryota; Metazoa; Chordata; Actinopteri; Kurtiformes; Apogonidae. The transcript has 14 exons. Gene Ontology annotation, biological process: zinc ion transport; transmembrane transport.